AAUUGGAUUCUUGUGGCGAUAGCUUGCAGACAGAUUGACAUUCUUUGGCGAAGCGAGACAAGAUUAACAAGAUAGAGAUUCGAAGAGCUAGAGAUAAAGAAACGAGCGUAGCGAUGCAGAAGGAGACUUUAACUGCACUAUUUGUGCUAACCUUAGCGCUUGGAGGUAUCCAUGGCCAGACUUGCAGUGAAACUUUCGAUCUGACUGAUGAUCUUUCUAUAAAUGCUUCACUGGCUACCUCCUGCAUACGAUGCUUUGUAGGUGGACAGUUCAUAACUGAUGUGCAGUGGAUUGCUGACCCUAGUAUAGUUAUUACUGACGCAACAAAUGGAGUAUCUGUUACUUCAAUGCCUGGUGUCUUGGUAGUCACUGAUGCUGAUGCUUUCUUUAAUAGUCUGGGGAUACCGGUCAGACUUCAAUGCGGCGGUGGGGUUGAUGACAUUUACCCAGCUGGCCUUUUUGCACCGAUUGUUAGUAUCCCAGAUAAUGGGAUAGUCCUUGAGGGAGAUAAUAUAAGGCUCACCUGUGUCUCGACCAACAACCGACCAGGGACAUUCCGGAUUGAGUGGUACAAUCCAGCCGGGGGGGAACCAUUUUCCAUAUUUCCAGCACCACAGCUAACGAACGUACAAAGAGACCAAGCUGGAGAUUAUACUUGUCGACUGACUAGCAGUCAAAAUGAAGAUUUUCUUGAAGGCUCUGGAACUUUGAUCGUUAACUAUAUGCCCAGUAUAGCGUCUAGUAAUCCAGCCUCUAACAUGGUCUUCAUAACUGGAACCAUAUCUCUCUCCUGUAUCUCUGACUCUGUCCCAGUCUCUGUUAUAACCUGGUUCCAUGAAGGGUCACUUCUGACUAAUGGCGCUGGUGGAGCUAUCAUUAACUCUGCUGGUGGAUUGUCCACUCUAAUGAGGUCAGGACUGACUACAACCAGCGGCGGUACUUACACUUGUGUCGCAACAAAUGAAGUUGGUUCUGCAAAUGCCAGUGUGGAAGUUAUCAUUCAAGUCCCCCCUUCUCCCCCCACUAACCUGAUGGUCUCCAAUAUUGGAGAGACCAGUCUGGACCUCUCCUGGACUAACGGACUCAACGGGCUGAGCCCUAUCACCGGGGUCACAGUGGAAGUAUUCGAUGGAAUAGUACGAGUUAGAGAGAUACCUCUCACUGGCGACAGUUCUCUACAAUCAACCCAGAUUCUUGGUCUAAAUGAAUUUACACUCUUCAAUAUUACAGUGACAGUUAACAAUGCUGUUGGCUCUAGUGAAUCUGCUAUGAUAUCAGCCAUGACUCUCUCCCUAAGGCUUGGUGCUCCUCGUAUGGUUACACUGACCAGUCCCACGUCUACAACCCUCGUUGCAGAGUGGCUGCCUCCUGUUCCCAGUGUUGCUACAACCUCUUCACCUGAAGCUUGGUUUGUCAGCCUCCGAGAUAGCAACAAUGUUGACCUUGGCACAGACAUAGUGUCCGAGCCCACCACCCUCACAUAUACGUUCACUGAACUGGAAAAAGGGUCAGAGUACAGCGUUCAGGUUGCCGGGAACAACUCCCGGGGGAUCGGAGUUUUUUCAGACUUUGUGACUAAUUCAACGAUAGUGGAUCCUCCUUCAAUGCCUCUUAACCUGACUGGCGAGGGUGUGAGUGCCAUUGGUCUCAGUUUCUCCUGGCUGCUACCGACUGAUAAUGGUGGUCGCCCAGUCACUCAGUACAUCAUGCGCUAUAGAGUAGUAGGAGCAUCAACAUUCAGCGAGAUUCCUCUGACAAAGACCUCUCUGUUUCUCUUCAAUGGUGGGACCCCCAGUCCACCAGUCGACCUUGUGGGCAGUACUUCUUAUGAAGUUGAGGUGUUGGCUGUGAACACGGCUGGUAGAGGAGAUGCUGCCACCAUCACCAUCAUGACCCAGUCACUGGAUGUGCCACAACCGAUUUUAUUCGCUCCCACCGUGGACCAAAUAUCCAAUCAAACGGCUCUAAUUUCCUGGAUGUUUCCCGGGGGUCAGGUGGACGAAUACCUCAUACAAUACAAAGAGCGUCUCAAUGAUUGGACCACUCCUAGCGACAUUCUCACGAGGACUGUGAACGGCAAUAUCACCAUGGUGAUGUUGAUGGAUCUAAUACCAAGUGCUUCGUAUGACGUGCGUGUUGCAUCUGUCAAUGCGAUGGGAACAUCUCCGUUCUUCUUUCAGGGAGAAUUUUCCACACAACCACCCUCACCGCCCACUGUCGCCGGUCCUCCCGGACAAGUCUUUGCUGGUGAAACAACACAACUCAACUGUUCCUCGAGUGUCAGUAACGUCCUUACUCUACGCUGGGGGCGUGUUGGUCGACUCAGUCUGCCCCCGUCUGCCACUCAAGUUGGCAAUAACCUUGUCUUCACCAACCCACUAUCUACGGACACAGGGACCUACUCUUGCAUUUUAGCCCCUGGCGUGAGCGCAAACAUCACCAUCAGCUUCCGAACACAACCUACAAAACCACCUCCUGUGAUCAGCGAGACGUUGAUAAUUGUGCUGAGUGUGCUCGGGGGUGUGGCAGUCAUCAUAUUCCUCCUCGUGCUAGUGCUGGCGUGUUACUGCACUUGCUGUUCCAAGAGCUCCCACCAGUCGUCCAGUUACAGUGAGGAAUAUGUGAAAUCAAAGGCCAAGAGUGGCGGUGGUAAGAAGACUGCAGGUGGUCGUAUGAAGGGAAAGGGAAAACGAGGAAUGACUUGGAUUGAGACAUCCACAAAGUUCGUACCUAAAACCCACAGCAGGAAACAACAGGCCGAGGAGCCGUCUCCAUUUGAUAUGCCGGAUGAUCUCACGACUCAUUCGUCAUUCAAUACGCUGGAGAAACAGAACAGGAUUCGCCAAAACGCUGACCCCAGCGACCCCCCACCCAACUACGGGAACAGCAACGUAUAGCCCCCCCACAUGACCUCUCUCUAGUGUGUGUGAUUUUAACUCAGUAGUUUUAUCGAUUGCCGUACACCAUGCAUAUUAUUAUCUCUCUUUUAUAUAUUAUAUUAAUUAUAGAGCAAGAGUAAACGAGAUCCUAUCUAUCUACUCUUGAUAACAGCUUACACAGUAUAGUAGGGAUUUUAUCUUCUGUUUUUUUAAGCUCUUGUACUUGUGAAUAUUUGCUCUGUACUGUGUGUUCCGAUGAGUUCUAUAUUAUGAAGUCACAGUUAUUUCUUAU
Messenger RNA from Halichondria panicea, 3171 nucleotides. RefSeq names its product protein sidekick-2-like. The coding region runs from base 114 to 2897 and encodes 927 amino acids. Gene Ontology annotation, molecular function: protein binding. The transcript is spliced from 15 exons. The record is from RefSeq and is a predicted model, not a curated record. Gene Ontology annotation, biological process: cell-cell adhesion. Lineage: Eukaryota; Metazoa; Porifera; Demospongiae; Suberitida; Halichondriidae.